CGAGUCGGUAACAGAUAAUCCAAUAAGUAUCACGAGUGUUUCGAAACAAGCAACAUUCACGGGAUGAAUGAUUCUAAAAAAAUAAGUAUCACGGGUGUUUCUUACAUCAAAAUCAAAACUACACCUCCUUUAACUAUAUAUAUGAGAUAUCUCUUCUCAUUUCAGCAACACAAAUCAUCCCUCUCUUUUUAUUUUCAAAUCAUCCCUCUCUCAUUUCAAAUGGCCUCAUCUUCUCAUUAUCAUUACCACCAAGAUAAUGAUGAUGAUAUUGAUCUUGAUACCCCAUUUGAAGAAUUUUUUAACAACUAUGCUCCUAUUCCAGAACCAAAAGAGCGAAAAAAACGUAUUUUUAUCGAGAGACACCAGGAGGAAGGCCACAAGCAAUUGUGGAAUGAUUAUUUUUCUGAAACUCCGACGUACUCGAGCAAUUUAUUCCGGCAACGGUUUCGAAUGAAUAAAUCACUGUUCAUUCGUAUUGUGCAUCGUCUCUCCACCGAAGUAGAAUAUUUUCAUCAAACACAAGAUGCACUCGGACGGUCAAGUCUAUCACCUCUACAAAAAUGUACCGCAGCAAUUCGUCAAUUGGCAUAUGGAAGUGGAGCUGACACGGUUGACGAAUAUGUCCGACUUGCCGAAACAACAGCGCGAAAAUGUUUGCACGAAUUUACCGUCGGAAUAAUCCUCCUAUUUGGCGAAGAAUACCUAAGGCGUCCCACCCCGGAGGAUCUGGCCAGAUUACUCCAUAUCGGCGAACAACGUGGAUUUCCAGGGAUGAUUGGAAGCAUCGACUGUAUGCAUUGGGAGUGGAAGAACUGUCCCACCGCUUGGAAAGGAAUGUAUUCACGAGGAACAGACAAACCAACAAUUGUCUUGGAGGCGGUGGCUUCCUAUGACCUAUGGAUAUGGCACGCUUUUUUUGGAGCUCCAGGUACUAUGAACGAUCUUAAUAUUCUUGAUCGAUCACCUGUUUUUGAUGACAUUAUUAACGGAAUAGCACCAGAAGUAAAGUUUAAUGUCAACGGAACAGAGUACGGUAUGGCUUAUUAUCUUACUGAUGGUAUUUAUCCGAAAUGGGCGACUUUUAUUCAAUCUAUCAGACUACCACAAGGUCCGAAGAAUUCAUUAUUCGCUCAAACCCAAGAAGCUGUUCGAAAAGAUGUUGAACGUGCCUUUGGAGUCCUGCAAGCUAGAUUUACCGUUGUCAAAAAUCCAUCUAAGUUAUGGGAUAAAGACAAAAUAUCAAAUAUUAUGAGAGCUUGUAUAAUACUCCAUAAUAUGAUUGUCGAAGAUGAACGAGCAUCAUUCACUCAGUUUAACACUUUUGAAUUUCAAGAAAGAGAAGAUGAGGAUUCAUUUUCCAUCAAUAUGCCUUCACAACUCGGCAAUACAAUGGAUCGUCGAACAAGUCUACGGAAUAGACAAACCCAUCAACACUUAAAAAAUGAUUUGAUUGAAAAUAUAUGGAGUAAAUUUGGACAUCUUCCAAAUGACAUAUAAAUUCUAAAUUUAUAUGAAUUGAAUAAAUUGUUUGUUUUGUUUUAUUUUUUGUUUUUGUAUGAUUUUCUGUUUUUUUUUAUAAACAAAUAUGUGUAAUAUUCUAUGAAAUGAAUAAAAUGUUUGUCUAUUUCA
Molecule: messenger RNA, 1629 nt
Organism: Brassica rapa (field mustard)
Lineage: Eukaryota; Viridiplantae; Streptophyta; Magnoliopsida; Brassicales; Brassicaceae
Source: RefSeq, a predicted model, not a curated record